GGCCAUAGAGAUCCCUGAUCAGCGUUCAUCGGAAACUCUGUUUUCUUCCUGCGAGGAGGAGCCCAUGCAUGAAUGUCCACUCUCGAUCGGUGGAUCGAUCGGCCCCUCUGACGUAAAUGCGGCGUCGGUCUCCCGCCGCGAGGAUAUCCCGGAAUCGCUGGUAUUGAUGAACAUCGCCGGAACUUGAAGUGGCGGACGUUUUUCAGGGUGUUUGGCCUCGGCUUGGCGAUCCACGAAGGAAGUGUUGAAGCCUUGUAUAGAGGUUACCGUCAAGUGCAGCUGGAUAGCGCGCAACCGAACUUACGAUCAGAAUGCUGUGGUACUCUGCCUACUAGGAACAUGUGCUAACUUGCGGAUGCUGUCAUCAUUGGAACGUAGCUGUAUAUUCAAGCAUGUCGUACCCUUGAUUCUGGCAGGUAGACUGGUCAUGAAGCCCUGCGCUCGAGCGCCAUGGCUCCUCGCGUGCCUCCACCAAAUGAGGAAUAUCGAGCUCUUGUGGACAAAGCAUAUGACAAGUUUGCAAGGCUACGAGAAUUCCCUGCUUACGGUCGCAACAAAUGGGAUUUCUACUUUCACAAAACUUUCCAGGUCUACUCGAAGCUUUGGAAGUUUCAACAAGAGAAUCGGGCGAAGUUGGUGGAGAUGGGGCUGAAACGUUGGGAAAUUGGAGAAAUUGCAUCUCGAAUAGGACAGUUGUACUACAACUACUAUCUUCGCACCAGUGACUCCAAAUUCCUAACAGAAUCGUUCAUAUUCUACGAAGCCAUUUUCAGCCGAGAAUACUUUAAAGAGUAUGACAAAGAUGUUGCGGUGGCUAACAAACAACUUCGAUACACUGCUCGCUUUAUCGUCAUUUGUCUUCUACUCAACCGCAAGGAGACUGUUCAACUUCUUGUGCGCCAAUUUCGGUCACUUGUGGAUGAAUACACUCGCACUUUUAAUGAGCUGGGGACAUCCUAUCAGGGUGCAGAUGCCAAGGAUUGGAAGGUAGUCGUUCAGGAGAUUCUCCGGUUUAUGAGAGCGGAUUCUGCCUGUGACACAAGCAGGCCUUUAAGAUAUUGUCUUGUCUAUGAUCCCCAUCCGUCCACAUUUUCUCAGUUCCAGAAAAUUGAAGUAAAGAAGCCUUUGCACCUGGAGGAUGCAAUUCUUGCAAGUUAUUAUCAUAACGAGAUUAAAUUCAGUGAGUUAACGCUGGAUACAUUCAGAAUGCUACAAGCUAUUGAAUGGGAGCCAAGUGGACUGCUGUUUAAAAUGCGUACUGAUUCAUCCAUGGGUUCUGGCGGAAUUGGAGUGUCGGAUGAGAUCCCUGACCCUAGUUUGCCACCAAACCCUCACAAAUACAUUCUUUACCGACCUACAGUACCAGAUUUGCUUCUGGUUUUGGCAACAGCUUGUGACGAGCUUUCUUCUGAUGGGAUUGUCCUUCUUUAUAUUUCGGCCUCUGGAAGGUCCGGUCGUAGUCUGUCGACUAGCUUGUCUUCUCAAAAUUUGGGAGGAGCUCUUCAAUCUUCGAAGAAGCGAGUCGUUUCUCUGACUCCUACUUUGAAUUUGAGGAAUAUAAACAUAAAUGUUGCACAGACUGGAAUAAUUGAUUAUACUGAGAUGGCAAAGAUGGAUAAUUCCGACGAAAACUCACCGACCACAUCUCCUGGUAUGAAGGAUGCACCAGCGACACAUUCAUCACCAGAGCAACCAGGAAGCGGAACUUCUGGGUUAUGGCUUGGAUCCAAGAGAAGUUCAGGUCUCAACCUUCUUUAUCCAAGUGACAUCCUCCCGUUCACACGUCGACCUCUGUUUAUCAUAGUAGACAGCGACAGUAGCUUCAUAUUUGAGUCUAUUAGUGGAGAAGAAAGAGGAGAACAAGCAAUACUACUGCUUUCUCCUAGCAUGCAGCCUUGGGAAGAUAAAGGUUUAUCCUCGACGUCUUCUUCGUCGUCAUCUAACCGAAGCGGCAAUAUUUUUACUUUCUUUCUAACUGCUCCACUCCUUGCAUUCUGCCAAGUUUUCGGGACUUCUGGCAAGAACAUGCCAAAGGGAAAUUAUGAGCAGACCGAAAAGCUUCUUGCCACACUGAUUGCAGAAUGGGGCAACGCCUUGGACUCGAUGCGUCUUGAUCCUGUUUGGGCCAGGGUACUGGGAGAUCCAUUUCUGCGUCAAUUAACUUGCAGGUUCAUAUUCUGCCGCGCAGUGUUUGGUCUCCAUUCAAAGUACCGAGACAAGCCUGAAUACUUGCCUCGUUGCAAUCCGCCUCUACCAGAUGAGCUCCUUCCGACGUCCAAAGUGGUGGAGAUGGUGGUGUAUCUGUUAGCAACUAGGUUUGGGGUUUCUGAUCAAUUCGACUCCAGACCAAGCACCGCCAAAAAAGCUGAUGGUUUGAAUGGAUCAUUCAAAGAUGAGACUACAACUGGUGAAGACUUUUCUGCAGGUGAGGCGAGCGAGGAAGAACCUUCUGACGACAGUGAGUUGUACAGGCACUGGUUAGCGUCAUCUGAAGCUUUGGGUACCAUGACAAGGAAUCGCAAAUACUGGACCUGAACUUGAGAAGUUCCGCGUAGAGUAUUCCAGAGGUUUGAAACUUUAAUAGUAGACAAGUUCUGUCCACUCGACGAAUCUUUCUUCGAACUGGAUAUUCUCAUAUAUUAUGCAAACUUAUUGUGGACUUUUUUUUCCCUCAAAUGACAGUGAUCGCGGUUACUGGCACAUGUUCGUGACAAUGAAGUUAUAAAAUCAAUUCAUAAUCCUAUUUGUACUCUAGGUCAGCAGAUCAUAUUUAGACCAAUCAAAUUGGAGAUUGACCUGGCAAGGAGCAGACUUUCUAAAAAUGCUGAGUCUAUGGGUCAACCCAAUCAUUUUGGUGUUGGUGGCAUCGUGUGCUCCGUUUUCAGAAAGAAAUUCAAACAAAGUGGAUGAAGAGGAAUCUUCUCCAAACAUUGGUGAUGGCCAUGGCAAUUCAAAACACUCAAAAGUGUUGAUACUAAUAUUCCCCUUGUUCCAUGAUAUCAUUUGUUUUGAUUGUUGCCUUAUGCACUGGAACCUAUAGGGGACAGGCUAUGGAAUUCGUAAUGUUAUUGUCAGAUGUUUAAGGAGCUUUGGGUGAAUCGACUUCCAAGUUGCGGGAAAGUGGAAACUCUAGAACAGCAGAGAUUAAUAUUUGCAAAUUAAUCUUGAAUGUCUUUAAAAGUAAUAAAAUGAUGGUUGCAUAAAAUAUGAAUGGCGCUUCUAGGUUCAA
Molecule: messenger RNA, 3229 nt
Organism: Physcomitrium patens
Lineage: Eukaryota; Viridiplantae; Streptophyta; Bryopsida; Funariales; Funariaceae
Source: RefSeq, a predicted model, not a curated record